Messenger RNA from Zasmidium cellare ATCC 36951, 1620 nucleotides. RefSeq lists its product as uncharacterized. Gene Ontology annotation, cellular component: membrane. Gene Ontology annotation, biological process: transmembrane transport. NCBI's taxonomy places the organism in Eukaryota, Fungi, Ascomycota, Dothideomycetes, Mycosphaerellales, Mycosphaerellaceae. Gene Ontology annotation, molecular function: transmembrane transporter activity. The record is from RefSeq and is a predicted model, not a curated record. The transcript is spliced from 4 exons. The coding region runs from base 1 to 1620 and encodes 539 amino acids.
AUGGGUCUCUUCAAGAGGGGGUCGUCCGCCCCAGCCAACACAGACAACAUCUCGCCCAACUCCUCCUCGCCCGAGCGACAACUAGACAAAGUCGACGCCAUCCACCAAGAAACCACCGAACAUGAAUCCAAAUGGCAAAUCUCCAAAGCCGGCACCGGCGACGCCGCCAUGGCCCUCUUCACCUCCCCAACCGAACUCCACGAACCCAUCGACCCGCUCGAAGAAAAGAAACUCGUCCGCAAAAUCGACCUCAUGAUCCUCCCCUACCUCGCCGUCUGCUACGCCUUCUUCUACAUCGACAAAACCACCCUCUCCUACGCCGCCAUCUUCGGCCUGCGCGAAGACCUCAACCUCAAGGGAACAGAGUACUCCUGGCUCUCCUCCAUCUUCUACUUCGGUUUCCUCGCCUGGGCCCUGCCCACCAACCUCCUUCUGCAGCGCCUCCCCGUCGGCAAGUAUCUCGGCUCUCAGAUCUUCCUGUGGGGGUUCUUUCUCAUGCUGCAGGCCGUCGCCAAAAACUUCGCGACCCUGGCGGCGUUGCGCGCCCUCGCGGGCGCCGCAGAGGCGUGCUCCGACCCGGCAUUCAUGCUCGUCACCGCGAUGUGGUAUACCCGGCGUCAGCAGCCCAUCCGCAUGGGCCUGUGGUACACAGCCAACGGUCUCGGGAUCGCGCUGGGCGGGUUGUUAGGUUUCGGAAUUGGCAAUAUCAAAGGCAGCCUGCCGUCCUGGAAAUACGAAUUCCUCAUCAUCGGCGCGCUGUGCUGUAUCUGGGGUAUCGUCAUGUUCAUUUUCUUGCCGGAUAGCCCGGUCACGGCGAAGGGGUUGAGUACGCGGGAGAAGAGGAUUGCGGUGGAGAGGCUGCGGGGCGAUCAGACGGGUGUGGAGAAUAAGCGGUUCAAGGCGUAUCAGGUGUGGGAGGCUGUGGGGGAUUAUAAGUUGUAUGUGUUUUUCUUGUUGGGGGUGGUGUGUAAUGUGCCGAAUGGGGGGAUCAGUAAUUUUGGCACCCUCAUCAUCCAAGGCUUCGGCUUCAGCACCCUCGUCACAACCCUCAUGCAAGUCCCCUACGGCGUCAUCAUUGCCCUCUCGAUCCUCCUCUGCGUUUAUCUCAACGACCACGUCUCCCGGAAAGGCGCCCAGACUCGCUGUUACUUCGUCCUCGCCUUCCUAUGUCCAAAUAUCGCCGGCGCCUUCGGCCUCCGCUUCCUCGCCCCGGAUAAUCAGGCUGGUCGUUUGGUCUGCUACUAUCUAACAGGCCCUUACAACGCCGCCUUCUGCCUCAUCCUCUCCCUCACCACCGCCAACACCGCGGGCCACACGAAAAAAGUCAUCACCAACGCCGUGCUCUUCCUGGGCUACUGCACCGGCAACAUCAUCGGGCCCUUCUUCUACAAAACCUCGCAAGCGCCUGGCUACGAGCUCGGCAUCUGGAGCAUGAUCGUCUCGCACCUGAUUGAGUUUGUGCUGGUUUUGACGUUGAGGUUUUUGCUCAAGUGGGAGAAUGCGAGGAGGGAUCGGGUGCAGAGUUUGCAGGAGGGGGGUUUGGAGGGGAGAGAUUUGGAUAGUACGGCGUUUGGGGAUUUGACGGAUCGGGAGAAUGGGAAUUUUAGGUACAUUUAUUGA